This is a messenger RNA of Mus musculus (house mouse), 2633 nucleotides long. RefSeq names its product acidic residue methyltransferase 1 (gene Dcph1). Gene Ontology annotation, biological process: DNA damage response. The record is from RefSeq and is a predicted model, not a curated record. Gene Ontology annotation, molecular function: fructose 6-phosphate aldolase activity; protein carboxyl O-methyltransferase activity; fructose-1-phosphatase activity. The coding region runs from base 668 to 1729 and encodes 353 amino acids. The transcript is spliced from 6 exons. NCBI's taxonomy places the organism in Eukaryota, Metazoa, Chordata, Mammalia, Rodentia, Muridae.
AAAAAACCCAUGUUGGGUGAGGAAGCUGUGGGCGGUCGGGAGCGCCGGAUCCUCAAGCUGAGAGUUCGAGUCCCACCUCGGUGGGAGAGAGCCGGCUCGCUGUGCUGGCCGGCGUCAGGACCUAGCUAGUUCCGCUGUGUACCUUCUUCCUUUCUGUCCCGAAUUGAGACGCUGGGGCAGGAGUAUUGCUGCGAGUUAAAGCCAGCUUGAGCUCGUAGUGAGUUCGAGCUCACUGUGGGAUACAUUAGGAAAAAGCUUGUCUCUAACAAGUGAGAAGGAAAGGCGCUGCGGGGGCCAACAAUUAGGACUCAUACCUACUGCGGUGUGUAUUAAUGGUCCUUUGCAUAUCUUACGAUUAAGGACAGAACACCGCAGAUCUUAACCAAGGUUAUUGAUACAUUGCAUCGACAUAAAAGUGAAUUUUUUGAAAAACAUGGAGAGGAAGGCAUUGAAGCUGAAAAGAAAGCCAUCUCUCUUCUUUCUAAAUUACGGAAUGAACUGCAGACAGACAAACCAAUCACCCCCUUGGUGGACAAGUGUGUUGACACCCACAUAUGGAAUCAAUACCUGGAGUAUCAGCGGAGCCUUUUAAAUGAAGGCGAUGGGGAGCCACGCUGGUUCUUCUCACCCUGGUUGUUUGUAGAGUGCUACAUGUAUCGGAGAAUUCAUGAAGCCAUCAUGCAGAGGUUCUGAAGGAAGUUCCCAAAGAGGAGCUGCAAAGUGCUUUGGCAAUGACAGCACCCUUGGAGUAGAGGUGUGGCUUCCCAACUCACUGCUGCUCAGAAGGAGCAGCAGCACCUGUCCGCCAAUCCAUGACUUCGACGUGUUUAAGGAAAGCAAAGAGGAGAACUUCUUCGAGUCGCAGGGCUCCAUCGAUGCUCUGUGUUCACACCUGCUGCAGCUGAAGCCCGUCAAAGGCCUCAGGGAAGAGCAGAUCCAGGAUGAGUUCUUUAAACUCCUGCAGAUUUCCCUCUGGGGGAAUAAGUGUGAUCUGUCUCUCUCAGGUGGAGAAAGUAGUUCUCAGAAGGCCAAUAUAAUAAAUUGUUUGCAAGACCUAAAGCCAUUCAUUUUGAUAAAUGACACAGAAUCUCUCUGGGCAUUGCUCAGUAAGUUAAAGAAAACAGUAGAAACGCCCGUAGUUAGAGUAGACAUUGUUCUGGAUAAUUCUGGCUUUGAACUGAUUACGGAUUUAGUAUUGGCGGACUUUUUAUUUUCCUCGGAGUUAGCUACUGAGAUUCAUUUCCAUGGGAAAAGCAUCCCAUGGUUUGUGUCUGACGUUACUGAGCAUGACUUUAAUUGGAUAGUUGAGCACAUGAAGAGCAGCAAUCUGGAGUCCAUGUCCACCUGUGGGGCCUGCUGGGAGGCCUAUGCUAGGAUGGGGAGGUGGGCUUACCACGACCAUGCAUUUUGGACUCUGCCUCAUCCAUAUUGUGUGAUGCCCCAGGUCGCCCCUGACUUAUACGCUGAACUGCAAAAGGCACAUCUUAUUUUAUUCAAGGGAGAUUUGAAUUAUAGGAAGCUGAUGGGUGACAGAAAAUGGAAGUUCACCUUUCCGUUCCAUCAGGCUCUGAGUGGCUUCCACCCUGCACCUCUCUGUAGCAUAAGGACAUUAAAGUGCGAGCUUCAGGUUGGUCUGCAGCCUGGGCAGGCGGAGCAGCUCACGGCCUCUGAUCCCCACUGGCUGACCACUGGCAGGUAUGGAAUAUUGCAGUUUGAUGGGCCACUUUGACGCCACUCAGGAGUUCCUGGUUGCAGAGAACAUUCUGAGUCUCCCUUCAGCCUCAGUGCAUGGAUUUAGGCCUGGCUUCUCCUCAGCGUGAGCAGCCCCUUUCCUCAGCUCCUGUGUAUCUUACGUACAGUAGACGAGGCUUCCUUGGAAUGGUUUGCCCCGCUGCAUUGGUUUGGGUUUAAGCUAGUUAUACUUCUGUCACUAUUCUAAGUUAAAUGCAAAACUUUCAAGUAGUUUUAAUGAACUAAUUUUUAAUUUCAAAGACUAUAAAAAAUGUAAGUGAAUUUUGCUUUAAAAGUUAAUUUAAAUGUUAGUUAAUCCUGUUUGUGUAAAGCGAAUGAUUGUUUACUAGCUAGGAACCUUAAGUGUUAUUGCACUUGGUUUGGCUCUUGAGUUAGUGGCCCAGUGAACACAUGCCUUGUACGAGCUCUCCCGGGAGGCGUGUGCAUGAUGCUUGAACACACAGAAUUACCUCAGACCUGAACUACAGCCUGCUCUCUUGCAUGCUUAAGUUUUCAAAGCCCAUUUUCUUGCAUAGAUUUGUAUUUUGAUUGGCCUGUGGAAUGGGUCAAAGCACAAACUGGACAUCGUAAAGAGUGACUGACGAAGUACGAGUACAGUGGUGUUUCAUUGUCCCUAUGGCUGCCAUGCUGAAGUCCCCGCCACAGUGAUGUCCAGAUGAGCCCAGCGUCAGUCUGCAGCAGCAGACUGUUGAGUGGAGGUGACUGUUAAGUGUUGUUUUAGACACUGCCAGGCUGAGCUCAGUCUCCAUCUCACACUGUGUGUCCCUCACCUCAGAUGUUGUGACAGUCCAUAAAUUCAGGGUACUUUGUUUCAAAACAAAUUGGAAAUAAAAUUGGAAAUGCUUUCUUAUACUGGAAUAAUAAAAUGGAUUUUACAGAGA